UCCCUUCAGGAAAGUGAAUGUGGGUCAGUGACGACACUUCCCCCUCUCUGCUCGGAUUUAUCCCUGAAGUUUUUCCUCCCCUCCAGGGCGCUGCUGUGAACUCAACUUUUUUCUGUCUUCUCACCACUUUAAACCAAAAGCACCGCCAUGUCGCCGCCGUCUCGACGGCUUCAGACGAAGCCAGUGAUUACCUGCCUGAAGACUUUCCUCAUCUCCUACAGCCUCAUAUUCUGGUUCACAGGCGUGAUCCUGCUGGCCGUUGGCGUGUGGGGGAAGGUGAGCCUGGAGGCCUAUUUCUCUCUGUCCUCUGAGGAGAGCACCAAUGCACCAUAUGUCCUCAUCGGGACCGGAGCCAUCAUCAUUAUUUUCGGACUGUUCGGUUGCUUCGCUACAUGCCGCGGCAGCCCAUGGAUGCUCAAACUGUAUGCCAUGUUCCUGACCUUGGUGUUCCUGGCUGAGCUCGUGGCAGGUGUCUCAGGCUUUAUCUUCAGACAUGAGAUCAAGGCCAAGCUGGGCGUUGCCUAUAAAAAAGCUGUGCUGUCCUACAAUAACUCAGACAGCAGCAGCAGUGCAGUGGACGCCAUCCAGAGGACUUUGCAUUGCUGCGGAGUGAACAAUUUCACUGACUGGAACGAAACAGAGUACUUUAAAGAGAAUGGCAUUCCUGUCAGCUGCUGUGAAGCCACCGCCAAAUGCACACCAGAGAUCCUGAAAGACCUCGACAAGGCUAAGACAGAGGUGUACAACAUGGGAUGCUUCAAACAGGUAACCCAUGUGAUGGAGUCCAACCUGGGAAUCAUCGCAGGGAUUUCUUUUGGGAUUGCGUUCUUCCAGCUCAUCGGCAUCUUCCUGUCCUGCUGCUUGUCUCGAUACAUAACCAACAACCAGUACGAGAUGGUCUAACAGCGACCUCACACAGGUCACUGACGGGCAGCUCCUGAUGCAAAUAGAGUCGAAAGAAUCUCCUGUGAUUUUAAUAUUGUGUGCGUGUUAGUUGAUAUUAUUUUAGACAGGGAAAAACACUCACUGCUUCUUUUAUUCACCAAUGACAAACGAGCAGAAGGGAAAUAAUGUUAGAGGAAAUCCAAAAAAAAGGGACGUCACCUGCCGUCUGUAGUUUGACCAAAAACAAAAGGGACCUAAACACUUUGGAGACCAUUUGUUACUCCUGGGAUUUAAUUAGGGAUUUCUGUUAAGCAUAGAUGUUACUUUCAGUUGAGUUGAUUAACUCUGUCGUCAACACUUUCAUUUCUUGUGUCUUUUGUAUAAUGCAGCUGCCUUACUUUGUAAUUUUGCUAAAAGAUAGUCUGUAGCUGAGCAGAUGAAAUCUAGAUGAUAAGCUGAUAAAUGUUAAACUUCUCUGCAACACUAAGUGAAUUUCUGUGCGUGUGAAACCAGCAUAAGCCUUAGAGACGGACGAGGAGGUCGCCACCCUGAAAUCAAGUGUGUGUGAUUCACAGUAAGGACUUAAACAUGAGCCUUACUGGUUACGUAGGCCAGUAUUGUUGAAAUCCCGCAGUCAUGUGUGCCAAUUACAGUCACCCGGCCACCUUCAUAUCAGUCUUCAGUGUUAAAUUGUUAUUCUUUUGUGGAUGCAUGUGAAAUACUUGAAAAAAAUAAAUAAAAGAUAAAAGUAUCUUUAACAGUG
Epinephelus moara (kelp grouper) is the source of this 1648-nucleotide messenger RNA. It is a transcript of the gene tspan6, whose product is annotated as tetraspanin 7. The transcript is spliced from 8 exons. Gene Ontology annotation, cellular component: membrane. The record is from RefSeq and is a predicted model, not a curated record. The coding region runs from base 148 to 903 and encodes 251 amino acids. NCBI's taxonomy places the organism in Eukaryota, Metazoa, Chordata, Actinopteri, Perciformes, Serranidae.